AUGUCAGAAGAUUUUAUUAAAAUUUCACUAUUAAAAGCAGAGAAACUUUUUCAAUCUCUGGGAAGUUUUUCUUCCUUCCUUCUUAAUAAGAUUUUUGAUGACUUAAAAAGUUCGUUCCCUAUUGAACAAUUAGAUUAUAAAAGGCAAUUUCAAUGUUGUGCUUUGGUGCAUAAAAGUACAGAAAGUUUGGGUUGA
Molecule: messenger RNA, 195 nt
Organism: Clunio marinus
Lineage: Eukaryota; Metazoa; Arthropoda; Insecta; Diptera; Chironomidae
Source: the annotation of a GenBank genome assembly